AGGCGGAAGUCCAAGAUGGCGAUGGACGGAAUGAUGUCCACGUCUCCGGGUCUGUCUUACCAAACAGCGGGGGAUUUUUACCCCAGAAAGUUCGGUUCGAAGCCGGACGUGGUUCCGUCCGGGGUGACGGAGCGGAAGGUGGUUCCGCUGGAUAAACCGGAUAUGGUGUCGGUGGACGUCAUCAAUAUCAAGGAACCAGAUGUUCCCCUGCACAGGAAGAAGCACGAACACGACGCCUACGUCCUGGGGACGAUCCAUCCCUUCAGGAAGACGCACAGAUCCGUCAUCGGGAAGCUCCUGCAGGAAUUCCGGCUGGUUUCCUCGGACAGACGGUCGUGGAGGAUCCUGCUGUUCGGAGCGCUCAACCUGCUGUGCACCGGCUGUCUGCUGAUGUGGUGCAGCUCCACCAACAGCAUGGCUUUAACUGCCUACACGUAUCUCACCAUCUUCGACCUGUUCAGGUGAUUGAUCACCUGUCUCAUCAGCUCCUGGGUGACGAUGAAGAAGCCCAGUCAGGUCUACUCAUUCGGGUUUGAAAGGUUGGAGGUUUUGGCUGUUUUUGCCUCCACUGUCCUGGUCCAGCUGGGAGCUCUGUUCAUCCUGAAGGAAAGUGUGGAGCGCUUUGUGGAGCAGCCGGAGAUCCACACAGGGCGGCUGCUGGUCGGGACGUUCGUCGCUCUGUUCUUCAACCUGCUGACUCUGCUCUCCGUCAGGAACAAACCCUUCUCCUACGUCUCUGACGCGGCCAGCAGCAGCUGGCUCCAGGAACACGUGGCCGACCUGAGCCGCAGUCUGUGCGGCAUCGUUCCGGGCCUCAGCAGCGUCCUGCUUCCUCGGAUGAACCCGUUUGUCCUGAUCAACCUGGCCGGAGCCGCGUCCCUCUGCGUCACCUACAUGCUGAUAGAAAUCAAUAACUACAACGCGGUGGACACGGCGUCAGCCGUCGCCAUCGCCCUCAUGACCUUUGGCACCAUGUAUCCCAUGAGCGUCUACAGCGGCAAGGUUCUGCUGCAGACCACGCCGUCCCACGUCAUCGGCCAGCUGGACAAGCUCCUCAGAGAGGUGUCGACGCUGGACGGCGUCCUGGAGGUCCGGAACGAGCAUUUCUGGACCGUUGGGUUUGGGUCUCUGGCUGGCUCCGCCCACGUCCGGAUCCGGCGGGACGCCAACGAGCAGCUGGUUCUGGCUCACGUCACCAACCGGCUGCUGCCGCUCGUCGCCACGCUGACCGUCCAGAUCUUCAAGGACGACUGGACCCGCCCCCUGCUGAGCGGCGUGCUGUCCUCCCCGGCCGCCGCGCCGCCGCCGGCCCCCGAAGGCUACGCCGCCUCCUUCCCUCCGGUUCCGUACGGCUCAGCGGGAGCCCAGGAGUUCGACCCGCUGACCUCCACCCCCUCCAAGCCCAGCAGCCCCCCGCCGGAGUUCUCCUUCGACACGCCGGGCCGGAACGUGGCGCCGCUGGUGCUGCCCGGCCCGGGCCAGCACGCCCACCGGCCCUACGGAGGCCUGGGACUUUCCUACGGGGCGCCGCCGUACGCCGGGAUGCUGGCGGCGCCGGGCCUGGGCGGGUUCGGACUCCCCUCCUCCCACAGCUACAGGACUGCCUUUGUGGGCUCAACGCCGCCGCUCCGGUUUGGAACCAGCAACCCUUCUGCGCCUCAGUCCCAGUUCAGACACUACCAGCCCUGACCGAAUCGCAUCCAGACACGAGUCUGGAGGAACAUUCAGGAUUAUUUAUUGGAAACAGCAGCUCCACUGGGAGCAAACCAGUCUGGCUGUGGCGGUUCAAGCAUCAGAGAAAUGCUUACA
Messenger RNA from Poeciliopsis prolifica (blackstripe livebearer), 1809 nucleotides. RefSeq names its product zinc transporter 6-like. Gene Ontology annotation, cellular component: membrane. Gene Ontology annotation, biological process: transmembrane transport; monoatomic cation transport. The record is from RefSeq and is a predicted model, not a curated record. Gene Ontology annotation, molecular function: monoatomic cation transmembrane transporter activity. NCBI's taxonomy places the organism in Eukaryota, Metazoa, Chordata, Actinopteri, Cyprinodontiformes, Poeciliidae.